AUGGCAAACAAAAUCGAUGUCAAUUUUCAUUUUGGAGGAACAAUGAUAAAUGUGGAUGGAGAACUCAGCUACAUAGGCGGAUGCAACAUCGAUGGAGUGAAGUUCGAUCCAGAUAAGUUAUCAUGGUUUUUCUUUGAGGAGUUUGUGCAAUCCCAUAAGAUAUCAUCUCCUAUUUCUAUGAUGUUGUAUAAGUUGCCUCAUGAAACAAUGCAAGAAUUGAGGGUAUGUCAUGAAGAUGUAGUUUGGGAAGUUUGUGAUAUGUGUAAACUAGCUGAGGAAUGGAAGAAGAUAGAUAUCUAUGUAGAUCAUCAGAUAUCAGAAGCAAAUGUUGUGUUAAGUCUCCCCGAUAGUCAAGAGUGUCCGGAUGACAUUGUUGAAGAAGAGAUUCCGAACGAGGAUGUUUUGGAGAAAGAGUUCAGUGAAGAAGAGGUUAGGAAUGAAAAUGUUGUACUAGAACAGGUUCAGGAUGAGGAUGUUAGGGAAGGAUUUAGAGAAGAAUUUGUUGUAGAAGAGGAGGGUAGAGAAGAAGAGGCUGUAGAAGAAGAGGGUACAGAAGAAGAGGUUGUUGUGACACCCACACCAGAAAAUACAGCAGAUGAGUGGGAGGCUUUUGAAAAGCCUAACUUAGGCGGUCUGAAAAAAAGAUUAUCUGUUGAAGGAGAGGAUCAUAUAAGCUUUGGUAAGACAUUCAACAAUGCUGAGGAAUUUAAAGAUGUUGUUUUCCAAUACAUGUUGAGUACUAAAUAUAACGUUAGAAUAUCGAGAUCGGAGAAGACGAAAUAUGUUGUUGUGUGUGGUACGAAGACCUGUCCGUGGCGAGUGUAUUGUUCAGUAGAUGGCCGUUUUAAUAAAUGGCUGAUAAAAACAUAUAACCCGGAUCACAACCACACGAAAGAUGGAUAUGUAUCACUAUUGACGAUGAGGCACAUCGCAGCCAUGUUUACCGAAAUGCUCAGAAGACAACCUUCAUACCCUGCUGCUCAGAUGCAAUAUGAUUUGCAAACAACUUGUGAGAUGACUGUGUCAUUAUCAAAGUGUUUCAAGGCUCGACAAAUUGCGUUAGGAGUGUUAGUGGAGGAUCAACGAGUUCAGUUUGCAAAGUUAUGGGAUUAUGAAGCGGAGCUUAAGAGAUCAAAUCCAACCACAACUACUGAAAUUGUGACAAAACUUGAGAAAGGUGUACUCGUUUUCGAUCGAUUUUAUGUAUGUUUCGAGGUUUUACGUGAGACUUGGAAGAAACAUUGGCGUCCUGUGAUCGGGUUAGAUGGAUGUUUUUUGAAAUGGGAGCUUAAAGGAGAACUCCUUUCUGCUGUUGGAAGAGAUGCGAACAACCGGAUUUAUCCUAUAGCAUGGGCAGUUGUACGCGUGGAGGAUACCGAUAGUUGGACUUGGUUUGUACGUAAAUUACAAGCAGACUUGGACUUGGGGGAAGGACACAAUAUUACUAUACUUUCAGAUAAACAGAAGGGUCUGUUAAAUGCUAUUGAGGAUAUACUUCCAUUUGCUCAUCACCGUAUGUGUACUCGACACAUAUGUGCCAAUUGGAGGAAGUCAUUCAAAGAUUUGGAGCUCAAGAGAUUGUUUUGGGCAGCUGCUAACAGUUUCCAUGAGGGUGAGUUUCAAAAGCAUAUGGAAGCUGUAAAGAAUUAUAAUCAGCUGGCAUAUGAGGCAUUGAUCCGUUCUAGACCGAAACAAUGGGUACGAGCGUUCUUUAGUCUUGACUCCAAGUGUGAUGAUGUAAACAACAAUUUGUCGGAGAGUUUCAAUGGGUCAAUCAGAGAAGCACGUAUGAGACCUAUGAUUGACAUUCUGGAAAGUAUCAGGCGACAAACAAUGCAAAGAAUUGCGAAGCGGCAACGCCAGUCCAGCUCUUGUAUCACUCCAUUUCCACCAGAUGUAAUGGACGACAUCGAAGUUGUUCGACAGAGGUCGGUCUAUUGUAUGGCGAUACCAAGUGGACAUGGCAAAUAUGAAGUUUUACAUUUCAGUAUAAGUUAUACCGUAGACCUUGGUGGGAAGACUUGUGCUUGCCGGAGAUGGAAUUUAACCGGAUUACCAUGUGAACAUGCAUUAUGUGUGCUCAAUGCAAGAAAAGACGACAUUACAAGGUAUUCUCCAGAGUUUUUUCUGACAUCAAAAUGGAAACAAACAUAUGAGAAAAAUCUGUUACCAGUAAAUGGAGAGCCACUGUGGCGGAAAUUGGGAAAAGAACCUAUCGGUGUACCCGAGAAGCGGGCAAUGCCCGGACGACCGAGGAAACAUAACCGAAAAAAGGAUCCUCACGAAUCUCCUACAAAGAAAGGUCAUAUGACACGUCAUGGAAGGGUAAAGACAUGUAGUCGGUGUAAGCAGCCUGGGCAUAAUACAAGCACGUGUAUAAAUGAUCCGGUGCAAAAUAAUGUCCAGAAACGAGGACGAGGAAGACCAAGAAAAUUACAGGUCGGUGGACAAUCAAGACAGCCCGAACCAUAAAAAAGAACCAGAACAACGACCAAUAUUUCUGUCGAUUCGGUCCAAUCGAGUCAAAAUUCUGUCCAGGUUGGUCCAUCGAGUCAAGCUCAUCCUGCAAGAACUAGACAGAAUCGUCACCCUAGACCAAGACAGAACCAUCCCUCAGCCCAAUCAACUCAACAAAUGCCUCUUCCUACUCAAUCCAGCCAGAGUAAUCAGCCUUCUGUCCAAUCUAACCAGAGUGGUCCUUCAACUUCACAACGUCUUCGUUAUCGAUCAACUCGACCUCUUGGAGGACCGCGUAACCGAAAUACAUCUUCCAUGAUAUUUGUUACUUCAUAUACGGGUAGACUAUUUCAGGUUCCAAGGCCAGCUCCUCCAUCAAACCCGGGAAACAAGUGAAAUAGGUUUCGGAUAUUAGGAGUUUAUAUUUUGGUUCAGAAUUCUGUAUUGACUACUCUUUUUUGUUUCAGAAUUCUGUAUUGACUAUUGUUUCAGAAUUCUGUAUCGGUAGUCUUUGGGUUUUUGGUUUAGAAUUCUGAAUCGGACCUGUUUGUGUUUUUGGUUUAGAAUACU
Molecule: messenger RNA, 3027 nt
Organism: Tarenaya hassleriana
Lineage: Eukaryota; Viridiplantae; Streptophyta; Magnoliopsida; Brassicales; Cleomaceae
Exons: 5
Coding region: 1-2472 (823 amino acids)
Molecular function (GO): zinc ion binding
Source: RefSeq, a predicted model, not a curated record